Messenger RNA from Mangifera indica (mango), 1777 nucleotides. Its product is annotated as omega-hydroxypalmitate O-feruloyl transferase-like. NCBI's taxonomy places the organism in Eukaryota, Viridiplantae, Streptophyta, Magnoliopsida, Sapindales, Anacardiaceae. Gene Ontology annotation, molecular function: acyltransferase activity, transferring groups other than amino-acyl groups. The transcript has 3 exons. The record is from RefSeq and is a predicted model, not a curated record. Bases 68 to 1402 code for a protein of 444 amino acids.
AUCAGAGCAUUGAAAACUUUGUGAUUAACAAGACUUCAGUGGUCUGUUUUUCAGCUUUACCAACCACAUGGGUAUCGAGGUUGAAGAGUCCAUUGCAAUGGAAAAGUCCAAUGGCAAUGGAAAUGCGUUUCAGCUUUGUGUGAAACAAGGUGAGCCAACUUUAGUGACCCCUGCGGAGGAGACAGAGAAAGGUCUGUACUACCUUUCAAACCUUGAUCAAAAUAUUGCUGUGAUCGUCCGAACUAUUUAUGGUUUCAAGUCAAAUGAGAAAGGAAAUGAAAAAUCGGGACAAGUGAUCAAGAACGCCUUGGAAAAGGUUCUUGUUCACUACUACCCGCUCUCUGGUCGUCUAACAAUAAGCACGGAGGGAAAGCUUAUCAUGAAUUGCACCGGGGAAGGGGCUGUGUUUGUCGAGGCUGAAGCAAACUGUUCACUAGAAGAGAUUGGAGACAUAACAAAGCCAGAUCCUCAGACUCUUGGAAAACUAGUUUAUGACAUUCCUGGUGCAAAAAACAUACUAGAAAUACCCCCACUUGUCGCUCAGGUGACUAAGUUCAAAUGCGGAGGUUUUGUUCUUGGGCUUUGCAUGAACCAUUGUAUGUUUGAUGGCAUUGGUGCUAUGGAAUUUGUAAACUCAUGGGGUGAUACAGCAAGAGGUGUGCCACUAAAUGUGCCGCCAUUCCUCGAUAGAAAGAUACUGCAACCCCGGAAUCCACCAAAGAUCGAGUAUUUGCACCAAGAAUUUGCUGAGAUAGAAGAUAAGUCUGGCACCAGUUAUCUCUACAAAGAUGAAAUGGACUACAGGUCCUUCUGUUUUCACCCUGAAAAGCUUGAAAAAAUCAAGAUGAAAGCAAUGGAAGAUGGGGCUCUUGACAGGUGCACAACUUUUGAAUCACUUUCAGCUUUUGUGUGGAAGGCUCGGACCAAGGCGCUAAAAUUUCUGCCUCAACAACUUACAAAGCUUCUGUUUGCUGUUGAUGGACGGCCUAAAUUCAGCCCACCACUACCAAAAGGGUACUGUGGGAAUGGAAUUGUGUUAACAAAUGCUAUCUGCCAAGCCGGUGAUCUAAUGGAAAAACCGCUCUCCUUUGCGGUGGGUCAAGUUCAGGAAGCAAUCAAAAUGGUUACAGAUAGUUACAUGAGAUCCGCCAUCGAUUACUUCGAAGCAACAAGAACUAGGCCUUCUCUAUCUUCAACACUUCUGAUUACUACUUGGUCAAGGCUAUCUUUUCACACUACGGAUUUUGGAUGGGGAGAACCAGUUCUAUCAGGGCCAGUGGCAUUGCCAGAGAAGGAAGUAAUCUUGUUCCUAUCUCAUGGAAAAGAAAGGAAAAGCGUCAAUGUGCUUCUGGGGUUGCCAGCUUCUGCCAUGAAGAUCUUCCAGGAACUUAUGCAACUCUAGAGUACAAAUUGUCUCAUCAUGUCCAUUUUAAAUUCAAUAUAUGAUGUUAUUUUCAUAAUAAUAUACUGUUGUGGUUCAAUUUGUUUGGGUAUGUACUGUGGGAAGAAACACUAAGCAUGGCCAAGUACCAUGGAGAGGUUGAAGAUCAUUGAAGCUGAAUUUGUGGUGACUGCACCAAGGUCUAUGCUAAUUGCAGCUAUCUUGGUUUUUAUUUAUUUUCUUUCAUUGUGGGGAUUUACAUGGAAUUUGUGUGGACAAAUUCAGUAUCAGUAUCUUGAUCCUGUGAUUUGCCUUUUAUUUGAUACAUUUUUAUCAAUGUGACAUGACUUAAAAUUGGUCUUAUCAAUCUGAAAUCUGUCAAUUUUCUUUGCCCUA